AUGGUGAUGAGUUACCCGACAAAUCGUCUCUUUGCUGCCCGGUCGACAGUGCUGGGUCUCAGCGAAACUCCUCUGCCUCUGGGGGCGCCCGUGGUGACGUCUUUACUCUCACUGCCUGAUGAUCACCGUGAUCUCGACCCGCACGAAUCCGACCCGAGUCUAUGGCUGUACCUGGGAAUUUCAGCAGCCCUUGUCCUCAGCGGCGGGGCAUUCGCAGGACUUACAAUUGCGUUGAUGGGACAGGAUGAAGUCUAUCUUCAAGUGAUCCAGACCUCAGGCGAACCUACCGAACAGAAAAAUGCCGCUAGUGUUCUGAACCUACUCAAGCGGGGCAAACAUUGGGUUCUUGUUACCCUCUUGCUCAGCAAUGUGAUCACGAAUGAGACCUUACCUAUCGUACUAGAUAGGACCCUCGGCGGCGGAUGGCCGGCAGUCCUGGGAAGCACGGCUUUGAUUGUUAUCUUCGGCGAAAUUGUUCCACAGUCGAUUUGUGUUCGCUACGGUCUUCCUAUCGGAGCCUGGAUGGCCCCAGGGGUCCUAGUACUCAUGUACAUCAUGUCACCCGUUGCCUGGCCUGUUGCCAAGUUGCUCGACAAGCUGCUCGGCGAGGAUCACGGCACCAUCUACAAGAAGGAUGGACUGAAAACACUCGUGACUCUGCACAAGACUUUGGGAAACGCCGGAGAACAACUCACCUCGGACGAAGUCACCAUUAUCAGUGCCGUUCUUGACCUGAAGGAAAAAUCCGUGGGAAGCAUCAUGACCCCAAUGGAGGAUGUCUUUACCAUGUCUGCCGACACUGUGUUGGACGAACGCACGAUGGACCUUAUCCUCUCUCAGGGAUAUUCUCGAAUCCCGAUUCACGCACCGGACAACCCGACGAACUUUGUUGGAAUGUUGCUUGUCAAGAUGCUCAUCACGUAUGACCCUGAAGAUUGCAAACGGGUUCGUGAAUUUGCGCUGGCCACACUCCCUGAAACCCGGCCUGAGACUAGCUGUUUGGACAUUGUCAACUUUUUCCAGGAAGGGAAAUCCCACAUGGUACUUGUAUCAGAGUACCCCAGUGAAGACCGGGGGGGCCCUCGGAGUGGUCACCCUGGAAGACAAAUUAUCGAUGAAUCUGAUGUUUUCAUCGACGUCCACAAGGCCAUUCGGCGCAUGGCACCGGCGCCGAAAUCUCGUGUCCCCAAAGGAAAGAUUGUAGAAGAUCCGCCAACCACAUUAUCUCUUAUCGACGCCGACCCCGUCGACGGUAGCGAAUCCAGAUCAUCCUCCCUCCCGCGAACCUCAGAACUCAGCCGUCGUCGUAGUUCUGUCGAGGCACCACCGCCUCGCUUCCACUUGCGCAAACAAAAUGGCGCCAAUGACCGGAACUCGCCUGACGUGUGGAUUACACAAAGAGGCGCGACAGACGAGAUUCGGGAACACCUAAAGCAUUUAGGUCCUUCCAACCUGGCAAGCCGACCGCGUCAAACUCGUUAUCAUGCAGUCAAAAUCAAGCAUCGUGGCGGAGGCUCUCCUUCUCUCUCAGCCCAGACAGACGUCGACUCUGGGCGCAGCACAUCAGAGUCUCAGCGCCAAGUACCCCCGACUGGUUAUCAGGGCGGCAUUGGCGCAGGCCUCGUCACUCCAGGAAACGAUGCUAAAGACGGCGCACAUGCCUUGAAACUCGGUUAUGGAACUAUCAACGCGGCUGAUCACGUCACCAAAAGCACAAACGCACAACAGUACAAGGAGCUUCCUCAAGUCUCUAUCCCAGAAGCAGUCAAUGAAGAGCGCGAAGAACAACCUCACUCUGCUUCACAACAUGGCAACAGUGGGGCUGCUAGCGUCAAGUCCACUGAAUCCCGGUCUGAAGUCAUGUACCACCAUCGUGGGCCGACGCGCAGUGGCAGUAUUACGGAGCAGGUAGUGGAUGUCAACGGCAUCCGCAAAGUCGUCCUCCAUACCAACGGCACAAGCUCCUCAGAUGGAGAGGACAACAGUUACAGUUCACCAGAUCACACCAGAUAUUCAUCUCCUAGCCACAGCAAUGCGGCCGACUCCUCCAAAGACCACACCCAGGAGCAUCCAGAUUCCACCUCGAACAACAAAAAGCGACGCCGUCGCAAGAAGCGCCCCGGCCCGAAAAUGUCCGACGGGGCAGCCACAGAAGAACAGCCUCUGUUACAACCAUGA
Molecule: messenger RNA, 2178 nt
Organism: Penicillium chermesinum
Lineage: Eukaryota; Fungi; Ascomycota; Eurotiomycetes; Eurotiales; Aspergillaceae
Product: putative DUF21 and CBS domain protein (Mam3)
Exons: 3
Coding region: 1-2178 (725 amino acids)
Biological process (GO): magnesium ion homeostasis
Cellular component (GO): intracellular membrane-bounded organelle
Source: RefSeq, a predicted model, not a curated record